AUGACACUGACAACAGACAAGGUAAGACACGUUUCGAUCAUUGGGUGCAAUUUAUGUGUAAAGGAAUGGGUUAAAACAUGAGAGUUACGAGUUUUUAAAGUGGGUUAAAGAGUAUUUUAAAGUUUCAAGGGUGGUUGUAGGAUUUAGCAACCUGAGCUCAAAGUACUGGGCUGACAGUGGUCAUUUCCUUUCAUUAAAAAAAGCUGUAGGAACACACAGGCGGGAAAUACAUAUUUUUUUUCCCUCUAAGGGGCACCUGAGCAUCAAAACCUGUCAGUCAGAACACUCCUUCAUUUCAGGUGCAAGCUGGGAUGGACCUCGCUGACCUCCUGCUCAGGAACGCAGAUGAAAUUGCAGGUAUCCAUAGCAACCAUCCAUGGAGCAACACCAAUGACGAUGUGAGUGCAGUGGUCCUUCUCUGCAGUUUACUCUGAAGUGAAGGGGGAAACCUUGGCCUUAAGUUAAUUAGAUCUCAUGAUAAACACCGGACUGUUCUAGUGAUUUGUAUCCUUGGUAGGGCUUUGUGUUAUUGAGCUGAAAUCUGAUUGGAGUUUAUUUAAGGUUUCAUUAUGCUCUUCUGUUUGGUUUCACUGUGAUUGACCGCUGCAAGGCCAUGAAAUAACCUGGAAAACUGAAUAGGCGAGAAUUGAUGUCAUGAAUAUGUGAUUGAAUCGUCAAAUUUGUGAUAGUAGUAGUGAUAUUAUCAUGGUAUAGUGUGAGCAAACACUUCCUUCUCCUCCUCCUUAGACACUGAACUCUGAAGUCUCAGCUUCAGAUGACUUCCUGGACGCCCUGCUGGGUGGGAGCGAGACCUCUUCAGCAGCAGCGUCCCCCCUGUGGUCACCCUGCACCACUGACAGCGGCAUCAACGACGACCCCCUAACAGACCCCACAGAGAGCUUACAGCCACUCCCCUGCAUUGUUUUCCCAGCCUUUGACACAUUACCUUUCCCUCAGCCUUCACCCCUGGAGAACCAGCCACCUUCAAAUGACACAGAGCCUCACGUCUCCAUAGAUCUAGGUGAGAAAACUGCUAAGAAAUUCAUGAUGUGAAACAGUCUCAGAUAUUGAAAAAGGUUGUCAUACUGAGAAAAAGUUGUGGAAAAAGGUGUUCCACAGUGAUGAAUAAUAAAGCAAGACCUUGUUGUGAUUUUACCCAUCCAUAUUUUCUGAACAAAAAUAAUGAUUGCUACCCACAGAGCCUUUUGACAGUCGAUGUUUUUUACAGAAUAAAUAAUUUGUUUUUCCCCAUUUUGAGCAACAGUAAAGGACAAAAGGCUAUUGCUUGUUAUACAGUCAUCACUCAAGCCUUUUUAGGUCAACUUUUGUUGAAUGGCCCGUGUCACAUUGUCGAGGGCUGAACCUUUUAGUGCUAAAAAUACUUAAAAUCUCAUCAUCAACAACAACAAAGAGGUAUUAAACCCAGAGAGAAGUGAUGUGGUUUAUGAAGAGUAUGUCAGAUGCGUGCAUUAAGGAACAGAUUAUUAAGACAGGCAGAACCCUAAAGAUUGAGACUGUUUAUUUAAAUGGCACGUGGAUGUAAUUUUGUGAAUUAUUACCUGCUGUUUCACCAGUACACUCUGCGGACUUGGAGUCUGCAGACCUCAAGGAGCAGUUUGGCAUUGCAUACUACCUCACAACAAACCAAGCGUCCCCUCUGUCGUCUGCUCAGACUCUUACAGUGAAGGACUUGCUGUUAUCCAACCUGGGACAAAAAGUAAGAAAAAUUAUAUAUUUUCAAAGACUGGGAUGUUUCAUGUGAGAGAUUAAGCCCUUCAAGGUGUAUAUCAUUAGGAAUUCAAGUAAAUAUUAAAGCCAGGUGGUCAGUUGCUCCCCUUGAGUCUAUAAAUAACUGACACCGGACUCCUCACUCGUCACUACAAUGAAAUCAUUGUUCUCUGCUCCAGGAGUCCAGCAGUCACAGUAAUGGUCUCUAAGCUACAGUUUUAAACACAGAUAAUUGUAGCCUGCAGAUGAAUCUGACUAUAUUUAAAGUUAAAGCAACUAUUAAAGCAAUUAUUUUAGCUGGGGCUGGAGCGAUAUGCUUUUCUCCUGAUUCGAUUCUUCUACGAUUUUUUGGAUGCGGAUUUGAUUUAAAUUGCGAUUCUACAAUAUUGUCAAUUUCCUCGAUUUUAGGUCUGCAUUAUUAACACCAGUGAAACAAUAUUUCCCCAAAAAAUACACAUAACAUGUAAGUCAGUUUUUAAGAUUUAUUCUUAAAUUUGAAAAAAAAAAAUCGAUUUUUGAACAUAAAAAUCGACUUAAAGAUUGUAAAACAAAAAAUCGCGAUACUCAUGUGAAUGUUUUUUCUCCCACCCCUAAUUCUAACAUAUUGAUUGGUCAAACAAAAGCUAAUAUUACUAGUUACUUACUGUCUACAUUUACUAAAACAAAGAAGUUGUGGUUGUUUUUUGAAGGUGAGAAAAUACAAUCCAAAAGGAAGGAAUCCUUUCUAUUUAGCUGAUGUACUGUUAGCUAUGAAUUUACUCUUUACCAAAUGUAAUGUGUGAAAUGCUGGUAGCUGAUGCUCUUUUCUAAUAAGAGAGAUUCACUAUUCAGGCGGAGGAGGAGGCUGCGCUUCAUGAAUGAGGACAUUAGGUCCAAAUGUGUUUAAAAAUGUAUAAAAAGGGCAGCACGUCUCUUAUUCUGAGUCAAAGAGGACAAAACACGAAUACGUAAGUAAUUUAUUUGGCUCACGUCACAAAAGUUUUUGUCCUCCUUUGAACUGCGCUGCCUUUUGUAUCUUUGAAUACCCAAUCAAAUAUCAUGUUUUACUUUGCCAAAGGCCUGGUCUCCUCCUGGAUCUUACUAACAGUUGUCUUUUUAGUUGCCGUUAACGCAAAACAGGAGUGUAACAAUGAAUUUUAUUUAAACAAGGUGUGAUAGGAACAACAUUGAAUAGAGAGCCAGAAAGUUCAUGAUACACAAAAAUAAACAACACGGUCACGAAUCAAAUAUGGUGUGAGUGAUAAGAUUUCCCUCAUUGUUUUGAAUAAACUGGAUAUGAGAGCUUCUGGGGAAACCUCUGCUGCAAAUAAACAUAAUGUUAUGAACUGCUUCUCAGGCCGAACUGCUCACAAAAUCACAGCAAGUGAAAUAUUCUGCCCAUCUGGUUUACAGGCGCAGCAGAGCCCCCAGAAUUCCCUGCAGGAGCUUGUACUCAGUGAGGAUGAGAAGAGGCUUCUGGCCAAAGAAGGGGUGAACCUGCCCAGCAAACUGCCUCUGUCCAAGGUACAUGAGCAGAACACAUACAUCUAUGUAGGACAGAUGUCUCCCCUCAUAUUCAGGGCCUCCUCUCCAAUCUAAAUCUGUAUCCCCAGUCACAUAUCUACUGCCAGAUCCUCCACCCCCCGCCCCAUACCUCCUGUUCAAAACCCUGUUUCCACUCACUAACCCCUUUCUCUUUCUUCUUUCUCCUCUUUUCUUGCCAUGUGUUUUAUCUCCCUGACAAGUUUGAGGAGAGGGUUUUAAAGAAGAUCCGGCGGAAAAUCCGAAACAAGCACUCAGCUCAAGAGAGUCGGAAAAAGAAGAGGGAAUAUGUGGACAGUCUGGAAGGAAGGUAGGAGCAGGCGGUGCCACACAUCCUCACUGAGCUCAACGUUACCUCUGCACAAAGUUAGCAAAUAAAACUUUACCUGUAGUUGCGCUCUGAGGUACUUUACAAUCAGAAUAUUUGGUCAUUGACUUGAUUAAUCUCGACAUACAGGACAGAACCAGGUCAUGAUAUUGAAACCUUGGUCAUGUUGCUGUCUUUACAUCAUAGUAAAUAAAAGUCAGGGACACUUUUUUGGAUUUGGCAACACCUCUUUUUCCCACUCUCUCUGUUUCGUACAGAAGUAGUGUUUAUUUUCAAGAAAAAACUGAAACUAUUUGCUGUUGUAUUUGAUAAACAACAACAACAAAAAAAUUCAGAUUUCUCAUUUUUUUUGUUUUUCAGAAAACUUUUACAAAGCAAGACUUUAAAAGAAAAAGUAGUCUUCAAAGAGAUGUACACAGGAGAAGAGAGUUACAAAAUCACACUUAGGUGUUAAAACUUUGAAAGCUGGAGGUCCUUGCAGAUUCUUCACUCCCCUUUUUUUAUUCCUCAUAUUUCAUUUUAAAAGGGUAUUUUCACAUGUUGAAAAAGUACAAGCUGUGAAAAUGCAUCAUAAGUGAAUGAAUAUCAUUUCCGUGUAUCCACCAAAUGUGAACUAUAGUUAGUGCAGUUGUUUAAGAUAAUGAAUUAGAGUGUUAUGACAGCAGAUGGGUUAAAAACUUGGCCCAGUCUGUUUAGAAAGUUUUCGCAGGGAGUCGCAUACACUUAAUAGUGCAGACAUACAAAUACUUGGUAGCAGCCGUCUAGGACUAAAAUUAUGAGACCACUCCAGAUUUUUCCUUCAGUAUGCUCUCAUCAUGGAUGAAAACAUUUAAAGUCCAGGGUCUGUAAAAGACUGGUGGAGUAUGCCAGGAUGCACAAAAACUAUAUUAAAAUAUCAGAGUUAUUCUAGAUACUGAUAUCUGAACUCUUUCUCAGAUGACGCAUCAGUUUUCUGAUGUUUGAUUAUAUUCAUGAACUUGUUUUUCUUUGAAUUAUUCACAAUCUGAAAAAUAAUGCAUUUUCUGAUAUCUUGACCAGCUGUUUUUGUUUUUUUUUUAAAUAAAAUAAAAGAUCUAAUUGAUAAUAUUUAACUUGGAAGCUAGCAAAACAGAAGAAAUGUUUAAAAUGUGUUCAUUUUUGUAAACGUGAACAACACAUCUAUGAAUAGUUGACAUAGAGGAAAGUAUAUUUUUGCAGCGGUAUCCUACUUUUUCCUGGGGCUGAAAACUUCUCUUUGAAACUUGCAGGCACAAUAAGGCUUUGAGCUCCAUGCUGCUAACGUUUUGAUUAUAGGUAUCAUGCUAGCAUAGCAUCGAAUAGAAAAAAUAAUGUUGGUAUCAAAAAGAUAGCAGUCAUGAUAUGUGUGGAAAUAUUUUUGUGUUGACAAAAAAGACCCAAACUGCUUAACUUCUCUUCAAAACCAAUCGAGUUCAGGGUUUGCAGCACUUAGUAUCUGCACAUAAACACCAACAGCAUCUGAUGUUUUUCUGUCCGUGUUUUCUUUUUGAAAUUUCAUCGGAGAGAAGAAAAUCUUAAGCAUAAAGGAUCAAUACAGGACAGUCAUAGAGGAGAAGUGCAGUGAGAAAACUUUCGUAACAUAGCAACACAAACACUCAUGAGAAGCCCUCUGAAAUUGUGGCUCUGCCAUCAUAAAGACGGCCUUAAUAGACACAGGCCCUUAUCUCGAGAGUACUGAGCUAAUCGACCUUGUCCGUAUAGAUUAUUGAAGAAGACGGGUUCAGUUUAGUGUACUGAACUGAUUUAAAAUUAAUAGAAUAUUAUAGACUUUUGUGUCAUGAAGGACGAAUGUGGAGGUUCUUCUGCUCAAUAAUAAUGUCUUUUAUAGUAGAGCUGAGUUUCUAUGUUCUGUGGUCAGUAGGACAGAACAUGCUGUGUCUUGUGACAGACAGCAACACAAAUCAGCACUUAAACCACCCUGUGCUGCAGCUGGAGGAGGUUUGACCAGACAGAUUUUUUCAAAGAAGAAAGCAGUUAUAGCCUUCCUGUGUUCCUCUACUUUAUGGUUGUGCAGAGUGAGUCGCACUUCACAUCAAGACUGUCAUGGAAACCAUGCCAGCCUCGCACAUCUGCUCUUCCGCUCUCCCAUUACACCUUCACUAACAAUACAGAGGAAGAGCUCCUGGCUAUGAUUUUUUGUGUUCACAAAUUGUACAGCAAUCCCCUUACAAUUACUGUAUGUGUUCAAUCAUGGUAUAUCAAUAGGACAUCAUUAUUAGUCAUGGAAAAGCUCAGUUGGAGGCCAAUUAUGGAUGUUGUGAUGUGAAAGAAAGAAAACAGAAGCAAAGGUCAAGAAAAUUGGGUGUAAGACAGCACUAAGCAGAAUGAUAUAGGCAGAGAGAAACAAAAGAAAUGAAGGGGACGUAUUUCUGUAUUAUUACAAUAGUAUUACAAUAAUAUCUAGAAACUGCCUGUCUUAAUUUAUCACUAUCCUUCCUUUUUUCCCUUUAGGAUGUCUGCCUGCAGUGAAAACAACCUGGAGCUACAGAGAAAGAUCAGGAAACUAGAAGAGACCAACAAGUGAGUAUUUUUGUCCUUGUGACUUUUAUUGACUUUGUCUUUGUCCCCACUAAUCUGUGUCAGCUCCCUCUUCUGAAGUGGAUGACAGAGUUUGAAAACGUGCUACUAGUUAAAGAAAUCAGGUCUCAGGGACAUACAAAGAACACAAAGCCCAUUCAAUUUAAAAUCUCACACUGGGGACUCUGAUUUAUCCUCCUCUUCGUCCUCUCAUCUCAUUAUUCUACUUUCGUCCUCACAGUGGCAGACUGAUGUAGUGAAUUGCAAUAACACGUGAUAAGAGACUGCACACAUACGUUCCUCGUGUGCUGCUCUAAUUUUAUUUAGUUUCCAGUUGUUGCACAUGAUAAAAGAGCAACCCAGUGGUCCGUCAUGUGAAAACUCUACAUUUACCCUUUCAUCUCUCUGUCUAUAUUUGUGUUGCAGCGCUCUGCUGGAGCAGCUAAACCAGCUCCAGGCUCUCCUUCCCAACAGCUCCAGCAAAACAGCACACAGAGGAACCUGCAUCCUGGUAGGAAACAUAACAUGUUACAUUUAUUUACACUCCGGAAAAUGAUCGAAGACAGAGUAAUGUGCCAUAGCUAAAUGAUGGAUGUAGCUCAGGGAUGGAGCACAUCAUUAGAACCCCUGUCUGACAUGACUGCAGCUGCAUUCCUGCUCAGAGGUUAAUGGAGUCAGAUGUUGGAAAUGCAUAUGUGUCAUUAUGUGCAAAAUACAAAGUAGGCUAUGUCUAAAAACUCCAUUUACUCCUCCCACUGGCUCUUUCUGCCUCUGUCAUCUUCCCUCUGUCUGUUUUUUGUCCUCCUGACUUCACUUUCAUCCAGGUUCUGCUGCUCUCCUUCUCCCUCAUCAUUUCCCCAAAUCUCCAGCCUGAGCCGUACAGCCAACUCAGCCAGAGAGAGUACUUACUGACCCGAGGUUUGGAGAUAUACAUACAAGCACACUUUCUCCUUCUUUAAAAAAAAAUUAACAAACCAAACACAUACUAUUAAUCUUCUCAUCCCCUCAGUGCCAUCACGCUCCCUGCCGUCAAUAGAUGAAGCACCGGACAUCCCUUUGCUGCCUGAUGGAGAAACUCUGACCCUGGAGAGGUCUCCCUGCAGUAAAGCUCCCAUCCUCUCACUUCCAAGAUGACAGGAGGCGAAAAUUGCUAAUCUCCUCGGGGGACCCUCAGGGAGGACGAUGCAGCAAAGGAGCCCAGGCCUGCUCACAAACACAGCAUUAAUAUGAGCACUUUGUUUAUUA
Molecule: messenger RNA, 7357 nt
Organism: Xyrichtys novacula (pearly razorfish)
Lineage: Eukaryota; Metazoa; Chordata; Actinopteri; Labriformes; Labridae
Source: the annotation of a GenBank genome assembly